Cynara cardunculus var. scolymus (artichoke) is the source of this 1062-nucleotide messenger RNA. RefSeq lists its product as uncharacterized. The transcript has a single exon. The coding region runs from base 1 to 1062 and encodes 353 amino acids. Gene Ontology annotation, molecular function: nucleic acid binding; zinc ion binding. Lineage: Eukaryota; Viridiplantae; Streptophyta; Magnoliopsida; Asterales; Asteraceae. The record is from RefSeq and is a predicted model, not a curated record.
AUGGAUAAGUACUGCACACAAUCGGAGGUGAACAAGCUAGAAUCAGAAUUUCUGAGAUUAAAGCAAGGUUCGUUGUCGGCUCAAGAAUAUGUUAACGAUUUUCUUGAGAAAGCGAGGUUCGCCAGUUACCAGGUGGCUACCGAGAAGAGAAAGAUAGGUUGCUUCAAAGAUGGAUUAAGAAUCGAAAUCAAACGGUACGUGGACAUGACUAAACUGACCACAUUUGUCCAAGCAGUGGAGAUGGCGAAGGUGGCAGAGGAGAACCACGCCAGGGAGAAUUGUGAUAGAAGAAAUGCAAAGAGAAGAUGGGAGGGAUCGAACAAGUUCAACAAGAAACCAAAAUGGACUCCGACUCUAGCAAAAACACGAAGUGAGGGAUUCACUAUUCCUCCAUGUAACAAAURCAACAAGAGACAUAGGGGAGAGUGCAGAGCAGGGAGCCUGACAUGCUACAAAUGUGACAAACCUGGGCAUACCGCGCGGGAGUGCCCGAAAGGAAAAACUUGUUAUGAAUGUGGGGCUACGGGACAUUUACGACCUGACUGUCCAAAACAUCGAAAUGGUGCGACACCCUACGUAAAGACAGUGAAUAAUGGAUUUGGGAAGAGAUYAGAAAAUAGGAAGGAGCUACCUAAGGGACACGGCCGAGCUUACAACAUGACUUUGGAAGAGGCCAAGAAAACACCCGACGUCGUAUCUGGUAUGUUCCCUAUCAACAAUGUGUAUGCACAUGUAUUAUUUGAUUCGGGUGCAAAUGGUAGUUUUGUGUCUACUACCUUCUGCCACUAUCUGAAUUGUAGACUAGACAAAACCUACACUGUAGAAACAGCCGACGGUAGUCAGUGUAAGGUAGACAAAGUAUUUGAUGAAUGUACAAUUGUUAUAGAAGGUAAGGAUUUCCCUGUUAGGCUUAUGCCAAUGUGUUUAGGGGGUUUUGACGUGGUCUUGGGGAUGGAUUGGCUGUCCAACAAUCAUGCGCAAAUAGUAUGCAAUAAAAAUAUGAUCAAGAUUCAAACUCCGGAAGGAGAAACAAUUCAUGUUUACGGUGAUCGAAAGAAGUGA